Messenger RNA from Baudoinia panamericana UAMH 10762, 2666 nucleotides. RefSeq lists its product as uncharacterized. Gene Ontology annotation, biological process: regulation of DNA-templated transcription; DNA-templated transcription. Bases 426 to 2189 code for a protein of 587 amino acids. The transcript is spliced from 6 exons. Gene Ontology annotation, molecular function: zinc ion binding; DNA-binding transcription factor activity, RNA polymerase II-specific; DNA binding. The record is from RefSeq and is a predicted model, not a curated record. Lineage: Eukaryota; Fungi; Ascomycota; Dothideomycetes; Mycosphaerellales; Teratosphaeriaceae.
GCAUAGGACCCUUAAUGCACAUCAUGUCGCUCCGGCGCCGUCGACGUAAUCAGUGGAAGCUUGUGCUUUCUGAAAGCAUUGACACAGAAUGGAUCGGUCUUGUACACCCAUGUCCGGUCUAAAGACCUAUGCAAACCGUAAAUGCAUACUGACGACUGGGUGCAACGAGGUACAGAAUGGUAGUGAGAGCAGAGCAGCAUUAUGCAUGCUCGCGGCCGGGAAGGCCCGUACGCUUAAACGGGUGCAUGACACCGUUGACGAGAGUGACUAGGACCUCUAAACUUGUCAGGGCAGUGUGCUGGUAGCGCUAUCUAUUUUGACUUCAAGGAACAAUGGGAGAGCACGUCUUUCCCUUGGGUUAGUCAAGGUGAUGCGGGAAAUUCCGUGGUUAGGACCAGCUGCAGCGUCCAAAGUCACCGACGGUUAUGUACUGCUGCCAGUCCUCGCCGGACUUGUCCACCAUACGCAAAGACAACAUCCCACUGUGGUUUGCUGGCCGUGACGGACACGUGAAAGCCAUGGAAGCUGCUGACGGCCCUUCAACGAUGGGCUUGAUAAAGAAGCGAGUCUGUGAUGCUUGCCGGACGAGGAAAGUUAGAUGUGAUCGAGGUUCUCCAUGCUCGCCCUGCCGAGCGGCAAAUCUGACAUGUCGCACCGAGAAGUUGCGCACCAAAGUAACCAAACAGAGAGUUCAAGUCUCGAAGCAGUACGAAACCAAAAUCGACACCAUCGAUCAGAGACUCGCGAUCAUUGAGCAGCUGUUGCGUCAGCAGUCCACGAACACCGUAUGCUCUGCAUCUGGUCGACCAACAACGGCUUCCUCGCAUGCGGUCGAUGGGUAUCUGCCUCACGGUGCUGCUACGCCUCUCUCGAUCAUCGAUGACAAUAUUAGCACCCAGAAACCAGCAACUGGCUACAUCGGGGCUCCGGCUGAGUCACUGGCGGCGAUGAGAGUUCUAGAUCGGCAUGUCAUGCGAGAUCCUAUGAUUCAGCACGAUACCGAGCUCUUAUCGGCACUGGAAUCUCUCCGUGACAUCGUGGACCGUACUCAGCAGGAUUCGUGUGGACCAAGUAGAAACUGCAAUACCACGCAACAGAGCCAUACGGUUCCCGACUGUGUUCAUCCUGGGCCCGAGCAGGUGGAGGCAUUGUUGAAGAAAGCAGAAAGCGCUAGGCCCGUAAUGUUCCACCUUCUGCCACCCGGACUGUUUCACGAAUUCUGCAGAAAGUGCCGCUUGAUGUACGAGCGGCGUCAGGAAGGCUCACCAACUGACAAGCUUCUGGUAUUUGCCGGCUUAACCAACAUCUCUUCGGAAUUCACCGCUGAGGGCGAUCAGACCUCAGUCGCUUAUCACCACAGCCUGGUCCUGUCAUUUUCAGCAUUGCUGCUGAGCACAUUGGCAACGUUGCCAUUGCUCAUGCCGGCGUCUGUGGAGAAUCUUGAAGCCUUACUCAUGGCUAUACUGACACUAAUCGGCCUGUGCAAGCCCUCAUUGUCGUGGAGCUUGAUCUGCAAAGCCGCACAACUGUGUCAGAAGUUGUGUCUCAACCGAUUGUACCGCCACGAUACGAGACCGGAUCCCGACUUCAACCGCAAGAUCAUGCUAUUCUGGUCCAUAUACAUCAUGGAUCGAAACAUCGCUUUUCGCCUGGGUCACGCGCCAGCUAUUCAAGACUACGAUAUUGAUACGCCGUUACUGAUGGAGAAUGACGCAUGCCCCUUGCCUGUAGUAGAGCUGAUGAUUUUCUGGAUUGACUGCGCGAGAAUUCAGGGCAAAAUCUGCACGCAGCUGUAUGGACCUGCAGCUUCGGAUCUUGCGCCAGAGGAUCGAGUCCGUGUUGCGUUGACCCUUGCGGAUGAGCUGGAGCGGAUUCACCAGCGCAAGGGCAAGGCGAAUUCGACUAUGUUAGAAGCAGAGUCUUGUAACAGGACGAAUACGAGGAUCCAGGAUCCGUGGAUUCACAGUGAUGACAUUAUGUUCAAUAGCACCCUCACCACGGCGCUCUAUGCGGUGCCUUCAACGCACCCUGGGCGCCUCCGUGCGAUCGAGUCCGCGCGCCAGUGUCUUCGCAUCAGCAGAGAUCUUGCCAAUCGCUACCUUCACAAUGUCCACAACUGGACCGUCUGCUGCCACUGGGCAUCUUCUACAACAUCAUCGCCAAUCCAUCGGAAUCACAAGAUGAUGUAACAUCUCUUGAAACCUUCGUUGCUUCUCUCGAGCCAGCGCGGCGAUUAUCUGAUUCUAUAGACAAGUUUUACCAGCUCUGCUUUGCAUUUGUGGAUGUGGCUCGGGCAUGGGUACAGGCUAAGGCGCAUCUCACUCCAACAGAAGGCAUCGUAAACGGAACCUGUACCAACGGAACCCUCAGCGAUCGGGUAGCGCAGGAGUAUGACCAACAACAACAUCAGCAUUUUGUGGAUAUGACUCGGAGCUUUCAGGACUGGUACUCAGGCAAUGCAUUGUUGUUCGGCUUACUAGAGCAGGAUUCCAACGACCUCGACUUCGACUUCUUAUCUUGACGCUACUGGGCGGUGUACCCGGGAAAGGCGAUCAUCUCUGGGGGCUUUCAUGCCCAUCUACUAUUUGCGCACUGUGCCAAGGCCUCGAGCACCUCGGAUGCACUGGAAGCCGAUCCGAAAGCCACGUGAUCCAAUCGAUAAAGAA